Propithecus coquereli (Coquerel's sifaka) is the source of this 2902-nucleotide messenger RNA. RefSeq names its product transmembrane protein 154 (gene TMEM154). The record is from RefSeq and is a predicted model, not a curated record. The transcript is spliced from 7 exons. Lineage: Eukaryota; Metazoa; Chordata; Mammalia; Primates; Indriidae. The coding region runs from base 34 to 585 and encodes 183 amino acids.
GCGGCCAGCGUCCCGAGCGCCCGGCGAGCUGACAUGCCGGCUGCCCGCGCCGCCCGCGUCUGUGCCCUGCUGCCCGCGCUCGCGCUCCUCGGCCGGGGUGAUUCUGAGUUAUCAGAAGAACUCUCAGGAGACACACCCUGGCCAGUUGAAAGACAAGAUGGAGAGACAAUUUCAAGCACGAUUGCUGCAGUGACCACAGAAGCAUUAACUGCAGAUACGAAUUCCACCAACAUCGCUGAGGAUGCGAUUCAGUUAGAUCUUAUAUUAAUGGUUGUGAUCCCAUCAAUUUUAUUGGUCCUCCUAAUUUUAUCAAUGGUACUCUUUGCAGCAUACUAUAAAAGAAAAAAAACUAAAAAAGAGCCUUCUAGCCAAGGAUCUCAGAGUGCUUUACAGACAUAUGAUCUGGGAAGUGAGAACCUGAAAGUCCCCAUUUUUGAAGAAGACACGCCCUCUGUUAUGGAAAUAGAAAUGGAAGAGCUUGAUAAAUGGAUGAACAGCAUGAGUAGAAAUGCCGACUGUGAAUGUUUACCUACUUUGAAGGAAGAGAAGGAAUCAAACCACAACCCAAGUGAUAAUGAAUCCUAAAGCUGCAUGGUACUGAUGUUUUCCAAGAGAAGCAGCCCUGAGGGAGCCUGCUGGGCCAACAGAGGAUGAAGAGGAUAGGAAUUUAAUUAAUUUCAAAUCAACAUAGACACAAGAACCUUUUGCUGUUUCUCCCAACGCCCACUCUUCCUAAUGAUGGCCUCACCUGUCCUGGGAAGAAGGUGUGGCUGAGAAGCACUGGGAAGAGGCCUGGCUGCCGUCCACUGCUGCCUGCUGGGUGGGGGACGAGCACGCGACCUGUUCUCCCUCCUCUCCACCCACGUGUCGCUGGACCCGCUCUGGCCAGGCUAAGUCCCUGUUACCUUUCUCUUCAUUCCCGUGGUUUACAUCAGGAAGCUGUGUUAUCCAUGCUUUCCUUCUGGGCCACCUUAUUACCUAACUAGCUUUGGAUAAUUUCCUCUGAUUAUUCAAGUUCUGUUACAGGUAGAUUACAUUCAGCUGGAACAAAUUUUCCCAAGGCGUGUUAUGUCACAGACAGGACACCAAACAAAGCAAGCUUUUCAAUGUCUGCACCUUGCCAGCAGGGUGGUGAGCUCCGCUGGCCAAAAAGACGCUGCCAGAGAGUCCACAGUCCCGAUGAGCUGUUGUUUGGUGACCUGUAGACCCUGAUUAGCCAGGUCCAGUCACCCUCGGGAACUUCUCAGAGGAACUAGAAUCUUCCACGAAAGAACAAAUGUUUUCCUCAGCUGAAAUCACCUCUACUUGUCAACAUUUCCCCAAAGCUCUUUGUUGUUUCCCCACACCUCACUGGAGUGUGAUAUAUGGGGAGGGAGUGUGAGCAGGGGCGUCAUCUGUCACCCUUCUGUGUCUCAGAGAUCUCUAAGGUAGUUUGACACAAACAGAAGAGGAGCAGGAAAUAUCUGUGCCUGUGGCGGAUGUCACUCACUGUGCUCAGCAUUCUUUCCCGCCAAACUGGGAUAAGCCUCAUGUCCUCAAACAGCACUCCAGGAGGUCACUGUCGGGCCAUCAGCAAUGACAUCCUAUGUGAUAUUGGUUGACAUCCUUGUGCUAAAAGCAAUGGCACAAAAUGCCGGAAGGGCCCAUAGACCACUCCCACUCAUAUAAAAUCAAUCUCCACUUAAUCCUUAAUUUUCUAAUUGUGACCUUUAAAGCAAUCUAGCAAAUUGGGAGUCCUCAGCUCUCCUAUAACACCUGAUAUUUUAUUCCAGGACAGAAACAAAUAAGGAAAACUAUUUAUUUUACUACCCACAUAUAACCUGAGGGGAGAUGGGGCCAAAAAACAUUUGCUGCUAAAUUGGGGGUCCUGUGUUUGAAAGUCUGCCUUAAUGCAUAAAAAAAUUGCCCCUCUUCUACUUUUUAGGAUUCCUUUAACAAGUUUUUGCCUUCUGAACUAUGCCGAUAAUUUUAAAGGCAGAGUUAAAAACCAGAGAGGCCUUUCCAUACCAUGCAAGAUAGAACUGUCUGGCUGUGUUUAACCACUGCUAUGAUGCUCUCCCGGGACCGCGUAGAGUAGAGACAAAAGACUCUUCAUGGCAUGUAACUUCAACAGAUUUGCCUGUCAUAUUCUCGUCAGCACAUCCGAAUAUGGCUUUGUGUUUUCACGGCUGCCUUGCAUGCUCGUAUUCAACUUGUGGUCCACAGUUGACUCUCAGACACUUAUGCCAAAAUCGCUGUUUUCCGAAUCAUGACGUGUGUAGUUUUCUGCUAUGUUUACUACUUUCAGUUUGUUUCUCAUCAACAUUUUGACUCUCAGAAGAGGCUCUGUAUCCUUUUUCUCUCUAGGAAAGGGAACACUCAGGCCUUCAAAUUUGAUCCCACCCUAUCAAAUAAUGAACUGCACAAGCUCAGAGAAGUAUACAGGGUCCUGGGAUCUUACUUUGAUGAAGCUGUUCUUUCUGAUAUGAUAAAAAUAUUCUCACUCAGUACUUUAAAUAAUUUGAAAUCCCAGAAGAAGCAAAUUUUAGCAACGUGUCAUUGAGUUUAUAUCUGACCAAUCUAUGAUGGCACAGUGUACAAGGCACUUUUUAAAAAGCGGGUAUAUUCUGGCAAGAUGUAUGAAGUUAGUGUGAGUCAAAACAGUCCAGCGUCAAUUCUAGCACCCUGUGUCUUUUUAUGGUUAUUCAGUCAAUAGGCAUCAUGUAUUUAUGACAAGUUUGAGAAUUGCUUUUAAGCCCAAACCUAAUUUUAUGUUUCAGAUUAUUGUUAGUUAAAAAAAAAAACUCAUUAAUUUGCCCUAAUUGGAUAGCCAAUGAGAGCAAAAUCUGACUUUAAAGAUCUGUAAGUUUUACUGCCUUUUUGUACAUCAUAAGCAAACUAGGUGAACAGCAUUGCCCAGUUG